This is a messenger RNA of Solanum lycopersicum (tomato), 798 nucleotides long. RefSeq names its product PRA1 family protein D. NCBI's taxonomy places the organism in Eukaryota, Viridiplantae, Streptophyta, Magnoliopsida, Solanales, Solanaceae. The record is from RefSeq and is a predicted model, not a curated record.
GUCUCUUCAUACUAACUCACACAUUCAUCUUUCAAGAUAAUGGCAGUACAAAGGACAUCAGCAUCCCGAACUCAGCCUAAUGAAUCAAAACAAACUCCAAAUCUUGAAAACAAAAGAACAUUUUCCUUCCAAAUUUUAUGUCGAUUUAGCAUCCCAUCUAUCCUUGAAUCAGCAACAUCGCGAAUCAUAGAAGACUUGCGUAAAUUUUGGCUAUACUAUGCUGAAUUCAUGUGGAUAGUCCUUUUCAUCUUGCUUAUUUCUGAACGUAAAGUUUCAUUAGUCUGUUUAGUUGCCAUGAAGGAAGUGGCAGUUUUGUACUUGCUAUUUCUUAAUUCAGUGGCCAAUUCUGUUGUGUUUCGUUGGCUUAUCGCGUUCGACACUAGGCCUAUUGUUCUGCCACUGCUAGCCAUUGGGACAUGUCUUGCUCUUGUACUCACAGGUGCUGGAAUUCAGCUUUUAAUCACUUUGACUCUAACUUUUCCAAUUGUUUUGGCUCAUGCAGUUCUGUGUGUAGCAGAGGAUUUUUCUUUGGAUGAUGAAAUUGAUCAAGAAUCUGUACCCCUUGUUCAUACUGUGUAAAAUUAGGCCAAUUUUUGUUUCAUGAUUUGUUGAAUAAAAGUCAAGGAUGUUAGUGUUAUUGUUCAACAAAAAAUGUUAGGCUUUUUUUUUUUGUUGUUGUUGGUAUAACUGUGUGUUGUAUAGUACUUCAAUGAUUUGCUUUCUAUCUAAAAAAUAAACAGUUCAAGGAUUCGAUUCAAUAAUUUUGAUUUUUGAUAUGAUAAUUUGAUAUCUAUUCUA